GGGUAGAAGAAGCAGACACAUCGGUUUCUCUAUCAACAAUGGAUGAGGAAAGAGAAGGAGAGAUAGAGAAGAAGAAGGAAGAAAAAGGAGAAGUGAUUCAAGUGAAGGAAGGAGUAGCAUCAAUAGCUUUACUCCCAUGUGGUUCUAUCUCUGGUCACUUCAUUCACAUGCCUCUCUCCAUCUGUUAUGGUCUCCAUGGCACUGAAUUGGCUUGUGAGACUGAGUGUAGCCGUGGUGAGGAUUAUCGGUUGAUGAAGCUCACCAUCAUUGACUACAAUAAUAAGAAGGAACAAACAGUUGUAGUGGAGUGCAACGGCCACGAUGCUGCUCGGAUCAAUGAUGUUGAGCAUGCUCAUGGUUGGGAGGAAGAUGUGAUAGGAUUAGUGGAAGAAAAGCAUGGGAAGAAGAAAGUAUCCGUUUCGUUUGAGUGUGAGACAUUGAAGGCUGAUCAAGCAGCAGAGGACCAUAUCAGACAGUUUAUGCCCAAACUUGCUGGACUUGAUGCUGUUAUUAACAUUGGACCAAUGAAGAUCACUGGACUUGAUUUUGCUGCGGUAGAAGAUGAACACACAAAUUAAGAUAUCUGUUAACUCUUUCCUUUAUGUGUCAUAUCGUAGAACACAAUCAUAUUUUGUUAAUGCAAUCAAGGAUUUAAUUUUGUGAAAAAAGGUCUUACUACAUGUUCUUAGCAACUCUUCUCAUGCUACUGGAAAUUUCUG
Messenger RNA from Eruca vesicaria subsp. sativa (arugula), 719 nucleotides. The record is from the annotation of a GenBank genome assembly. Lineage: Eukaryota; Viridiplantae; Streptophyta; Magnoliopsida; Brassicales; Brassicaceae.